UCAAUCAACAAAUACCCCUUACCCCCCAGGUUCUUUCUUGUUGCCACACACCUUAUUAAAAUCCCAUUCAAAUUCAAUAAAAUUCCUUCCUUUCUCUGCUCCUCAAAGCAAAUUGAUUGAGAAGGAACUUGUUAACAAUUAUCUUCUCAUUUUGAGACUCUUGUCUGGCAAAAGAUUUAAACCGACAUGGGUCUUUCGCCAUACUCAAACCCAUCUGAUGCUGGAGUACUAUGUGUAAUAUUGGUCAACACAGCCAUGUCUAUAUCAACCAUGAAGGAAAUUGUAUGCUCAUUCCUUCAUGUGGUCGGUAUUCGUGUAGCAUCAUCCGAUCAUGUCUUCACUGAAUCAUCUGAGCAACGAGGAACCCCUUCAGAAACUUAUAUGGAAGAUUUCAGAAGUCACACUCCGUCUCUUCGUUACGUAUCUCUGUGCCGUACCACCAAACAGGAAUGCUCAGUUUGUUUAGUGGAUUUUAAACCUGAUGCUGAAAUCAAUCAACUUUCUUGUGGGCAUGUAUUCCAUAAAUCUUGCCUUGAAAAAUGGCUAAAAUGUUGGAAUGUUACUUGUCCUCUAUGUAGAAACCACAUGAUGAUUCCUAAAGAAGUCGAAGAAAACACUUACCCAAUGUGAAAGGUUCAAUACAGUUAAUGGUGUUGGUGUACAGGGGCAAACUUACCCUUUUUUGUAGAUAUCAAAUGUGCAAGGGUUCCGGUGUUUUGUAUACAUCUGAGAAACUUAAAAACAUUGAUCUUUUUCUCGUUUGUUCGAGUUUUCUUUGAAGAAAUAUAUCAUUGUUUCUUCGUCUUCA
Messenger RNA from Erigeron canadensis, 808 nucleotides. RefSeq names its product probable E3 ubiquitin-protein ligase XERICO. The record is from RefSeq and is a predicted model, not a curated record. The transcript is spliced from 3 exons. The coding region runs from base 187 to 630 and encodes 147 amino acids. Lineage: Eukaryota; Viridiplantae; Streptophyta; Magnoliopsida; Asterales; Asteraceae.